GCUGAAGGGAUUACUUAUCCAACACCAAAAACGUGCGUCCUUAAACUUUUCCAAGUUUCCCUAGACCUUUUUGGCUCGAUUUUGCGUCCCUAGAACAUUCACUAGAACAUCCUUACUAACACUCUCGUUAUCACGAUCGUUUUAUUGCCAAUCGAUUGGAUGUGUCUUACUCUCAUUUAUCCUUAGCUGCCCCCACACCUAUCGGUCGUGUAGUCGACAUCCAAUUGAACUGAGUCAAAGUCGGUUGUUAUACAUGAAACUAUCCUCCGCAGUGGAGAUUCGGGAUUUGGUAAGGAUCACUGUCAGUCUGACAGUUUUCCUGCUGCCUGUGCUUCUUCGCUACCGUCUAGGUUUGCUACCGUCUCGGCUAGUGUUGUACGUAGUACCUACUAGCCCUUCACUUUAGCCUCUCAGUUACAUCCGUGGAACCCAUCCCGUCAUCCUGUCAGCUUGUCCCGUCUGUUUGGGUUGCCGAGUCAUAAGGCAGUAUAUGCAGUAAUAUGGCUCCGCAGCCACGGCUUGAACCGAUCUCUACACGCCCAGUAACACCGUCUAAAAAAAGGCUCAACGUUGCUGAGUUUGACAUUUGGUUUCUCGAAUUUUCUAAUACGUAUAACCUUAAUUUAAGACGAACUCCUCCAGACUUGUCUCCGCAGAAGAAACGAUCUUUACCAUACUAUCCAGAACUACGAUAUUAUGAGCUCCUUAAAGUUCAAUACUUCAAGGGAAAGCAUGUGGUAAUACAGGACUUGUUUGCCCAAGGAGCGAAAGAGAUUCACAGCAAAUGGAUUAAAAAGCCACAUGCAGAACCUGGGGUUACCCCUUUCCCCAGCCAACUCCCUCGGGCAACUACUGAGCCUGAGCGUUGUCAAUUGCUGGGGCUGCUCGGGGCAAUUUUGGAUGACAUUGGCUCACUGAACGUGUCACGAUGCUCUUCCGUCGCACCUUCGAUCUCUUAUCAAUUCUAUGAUGAGCCUCCGUCUCCCACGAGGGAUCGACGCUCCAAGCGCUAUUCUGAUGAAUGGCGGGGAAGUCCUUCCCGUAAAAGGAAUAGGAGCGCACCCUCAGAAGUUGAUACAGAAUGUGAUCCUGACGACGAACCGCCACCUAGCGUGCUUUCUGCUCUUGAUAGGGGUCGUGUACUCACAGCUAGUCCUGUACCUAGCCAAGUAUCAUCGAUCCAAGUGUCGAGUAAUUCAAAAUUAGGUCGAAAUAGAGACCCAUACCGGGUAGACGUUACCGCGGAUACAAGUAGGUCAACAUUUGCGUCUCGAGUGUUCUCGGAUCAUGACGACGACCAACCUCUUCCGGUCUCUCAAGAGACCCAAACUACCGUAAUUGCGAGCAGCUUGGGGAGCGCGAAGUUUCCGUCAUCGCGAGUAAUCGGGUCUGAUUCGGAUUCCUUGGCGCCGUCUUCUAGCACCGAACGUGCCCUCCAAAUCUCUUUCGAUCGCCACCACCAACUGUUUCAGCAGAAUGUGAGCGAGCUUCUUAGAGACAGAUCAUCGAUAUAUUCCGACUUCAGCUAUUCGGAGCAAGAUGUUGCAGGUUCUAUUACUCCUUCUCAACCUUCUCCGUCUUUACGUCCAGCUUCGCCACCUGCAGCUAUUCAACACCCGGCGCCUCCCAGAGUUCCGUCUCCGCUCUCUCCUAAUAAUGAAAAUAUAAGGAAUACGCCACCACGUAUAGUAUAUGGAGGCAGCCAGGAAUUUGAGCAUCGGCUUCAUGAUGUUUGGGCUCAUCUUCCCGAUCAUUUUGAUCGUGCGCCAUUCGUGGUUCGCUGGGAAAUUUUACGAAUUGCCCUUCACUGUGAAGUACAAGUGCAGGACCUGCGGGUUGAAUACGAUCCAUCAUGGUCCGACCAAAGGACACUAUGGGCGAGGCUUCAAUCUUUACCUGUAUUUCGGGGCAAGUCCUUUCCUGAAAAGUCCCGACCUGAAGCUUGGACUGCCGCCCUAAAUGAUAAAUUUGGUACCAGGGAUCAGGUGGUUGUGCUUACCGCCUCGCUCACGGCGAAUACGUCAAAGAACGGACCUCCAUUCCUUCUUAGGCUUAAUCCUCUUAAACUGGAUCUCCCCCAUCGCCUAAGUCGUAGAUUUGGAUCAGACCGUUUCCUUGAACUUGUGAUACCAUCUUUAGGUUCCCAGGAUAUAAGAAACUUCGGUGAAUCCGCUAUAGAGAGUAUCCAGCAGUGGCUAGUCAAUGGAUCGCACGUCCUGCUUAGUCGCGUGUGGGCUUCGUUCUAUCUCAAAUCAGCCUUGCCCAAAAGGAUUACUAACGAGAACGCUCUGGGGCCCCAGUCUAAAACGAUACAUCAAGAGCGGAUAUACCUCUUCGCUGAAGACGGUAACGACUUUCGCCGUCUAAGAGCGGAAGAGCAUUAUUCACCAAAGGGUGAGCCAGUGGGAAUGCAUAGCAAGAUGGGACGUGGAGAUCUUAUCGAAUGGCUCUUACAAACCCCCAAUAAUCAGACCCAGCCAGUGCUAAAGCUCUUUUCACGUAUCGCGCUAGGUCUAAGUCGUACACAUCCGACUAUUAUUCUCCAGCCUAAUCAGAUUCGACACCGACCCAAUGACAUCUUAUCACCCGCCAACAAGGUUAUGAAUGACGGCAUUGCCCUCAUGUCUCAUGGCCUUGCGCGAGCUGUGCGUGAUAUGAUGGGUUUGCAAGACGUACCAGCAGCUUUUCAAGGCCGAUUCGGUAGUGCAAAAGGUGUUUGGCUCCGAGAUACCAACGAUACCAGUGAUGCGAUAUGGAUAGAAACAACUCCGUCCCAGCGUAAGUGGAAUUGUGAUUACGUCGAGGACGAUCACCGAACGUUCGAAGUUCGUAACGAAUCCAGAGAGCUUAAAUCUGCCAAUCUCAAUUUACAGCUCCUGCCUAUUCUUGAAGACCGGGCCAUCAACGCAGCUCAAAUGAAGAUUCAGGUCGGGAACUUUAUGAGAGACAGCCUCAUGAGAGACCUCGAUGCCCAAAAGGCCGCUAUGCAGAGCCCUACCCAGUUUAGACUCUGGGUUUAUGAAAACUCGCCGUCGAGCCGUCGGACGGAGCGUACAAAGCAUUGCCAGGUGCCGUUCACGGCCGGUCUCCCAAAUAGCCGGGAGGACAUAAUGGCCUUUCUUCUAGAUAGCGGGUUUGACCCCACUAAACUGAAGUUUCUAAGCGACAUUGCUUGGAAGUUACGGAUGGAAAAAUGCCAGGAACUCCAAGAGCGGCUCAAUGUAAGGGUUGGGCGCUCUACUUACGCAUAUAUGGUUGUUGAUUUCCUCGGAAUUUUAGAGGAAGAUGAAGUUCACCUUGGGUUCUCCUCCAAAUUUACAGAUGAACAAUCCGGGUUUUCCGAAACCUUCCUCCAUGGAUUUGACGUCCUAGUUGCUCGUACACCUGCACAUUAUCCUAGCGAUAUCCAAAAAGUAAAAGCAGUUUUCAAACCCGAGCUAGGCUCGUUGAAAGACGUCAUCAUUUUCUCAACAAAGGGUGACAUACCCCUUGCUGAGAAGCUCUCCGGUGGCGAUUAUGACGGGGACAUUGCCUGGGUAUGUUGGGAGCCGACGAUUGUGAACAACUUUCGUAACGCAGACAUGCCUGACGUCCCGGACCUAUUCGAGCAAGGUGUCAUACGCAAGGAGACUCUAAAGUAUAAUGAACUUGUAGCAGCCGACGAUAUUACCUCGGAGUUCCUUCUAAGAGCGUUUAAAUUCAACUUAGAACAGAACCUACUUGGUGUGUGCACGAACUACAAAGAAAAGUUGUGCUACGCCCGAAAUUCAGUCCAAGACGAACCUGCGAUCCUCUUAAGCACGCUUAUCAGCAAUUUAGUAGACCGGGCCAAGCAAGGCAUCGUUUUCACGGACCAAGACUGGGCUCGGCUACGCAAAACCCUGAGCAAAAUCGAUCCACCAGAUCCCCAGUACAAGAAGAAUAACUGGAGUGUUCAAGGCAGGCCUAUACAUAUAAUCGACUAUGUGAAAUUUGGCGUUGGUCAGCCUAUAGUCGAGAGAGAGCUAAAGAAAUUCAAUGAAUCUCUUAGCCAAGCGGAGAAUUUUGAUAAGGACCUCGUAAGGUAUUAUCAAUAUUACGAAAAAUUCCAAAGACCAUUCACCGAGCGUAAAGACGCUAUAAAAAAGCUGACUUGGGAAAGGAUUCUGGAAAAGCUCAAGAGGGAUAUUGACGCUGUUGCCCAAGAAUGGCCGAAGUCUCGCGGCGAAUGGGACGCCAAGCUUGCCGGUAUUUAUGACAAAUGGCAAGAAAUUGAACCGACAGACAAAGUUAAGUCGGAUACAGUCAAAUCUCUACUUCUGCAAGAAGACCAAGCUAGGAUCGGCCUUUCAAGUUGGGAUCUAUUAAAGGCAUCAUUCGCCUUUAAGAUGUACUACAGCAAAUUCCCGAAAUUUGUCUGGUAUAUCGCGGGCAAGCAACUAGCGUAUUUAAAGGCUACAUAUACCAGUCAAGAGUUAAGCGCCCCGCCGGUGCUCAUGACUCCUAACAUGUACGCCGGUUCAAGGCCUGAUAACAAAUAUGCCCGGGUCUUGGCGGCUAGAAACGACGGCCGUAACCUAGUCGAGGACGAAGCAAUCGACGAAGAGGCGGCUACGUCCUUAUCUGAUGAGGAGGUUUAGGAGAGUUCAUCGACUAGGGACAACACGUCUCGUUUAUGGAUUGUUAUCAUCCCGGUCGUUCUUGGCCGUUGGUUACGUUACGUUUUAUGAAUGAAUGAUGCCCUUUGAUUUAUUUGUUUCUUGUAUUCGAUGCGAGCGAUUCACUAACAUUUAGCCCUGCGCCACUGAGACACCUUAAGCUUUAUAGCAUAUGGUAUUAGAGAAAUCGUUGGUAAGUGAGCAUGUU
Daldinia vernicosa is the source of this 4845-nucleotide messenger RNA. RefSeq names its product RNA dependent RNA polymerase-domain-containing protein. The transcript has 4 exons. NCBI's taxonomy places the organism in Eukaryota, Fungi, Ascomycota, Sordariomycetes, Xylariales, Hypoxylaceae. Gene Ontology annotation, biological process: siRNA processing. The record is from RefSeq and is a predicted model, not a curated record. Bases 501 to 4619 code for a protein of 1372 amino acids. Gene Ontology annotation, molecular function: RNA-directed RNA polymerase activity. Gene Ontology annotation, cellular component: nuclear RNA-directed RNA polymerase complex.